AUGACCGACACAUUUACAGAUCCUCAAAAUUCUCAGUUACAAAACGACCAGCUUGAUGAAGAGCACGAAUGGAAACAGCAUGUUCCGUUAAUGCCUAAUCUUCCAACCCUCCAUUAUUUGCGACAAGCAAGUGCAAUGCUCGAUCUACCCGUUCGUACUACAGCAACUGCUAUAAUCUACUACCACAGAUUCCAUAAAUUCAUGGCACUCUACAAAGGAAAGAAGCAGCCUAAAAAUGGUCAAUGGGUUGACGAUUGCCUUCCAUUGUUAACAAACGAAGAGUUGUUAGCUACAACAUGUUUGCAUUUAGCAUGCAAAGCAACCGACAUUCCUCGUAAAGUUCGCGACUUAGUCAACGUUGGGUACAGAUACUAUCAUCCAAAUGAGUCUAUGCUUCAAGUAGAUGAGACGUAUUUCCGUAUGCGUUCAUCACUUGUUACAAGUGAAUUGUUGCUUGUUCGCACACUUGAUUACAAUCUUGAGGUUGAGUUACCUUUUGCAUUCUGUCUGAAUACCUUGCGUGGUAUGGGCUCUGUUCAGUUCUUCGGUCAGAGUACAACUGCGUUCAGGCGCCACAGUUCAAAGAAUGGACCAGUCUCAGCGCCUAUGUCUGCUCCUGGAUGGCAAAAAGAAGUCUGGAGACGUAUGGAAUAUGAAAUGGACCCUGAAUUAAGUGCUGUUGCACGAUUAUCCUGGAUGUUUUUAUGGGAUAGCAUUUGCUCCCCAAAGCUGUCUAUGACCCAUUCAGUACCUGGGAUUGCACUAGGAUGUCUAUAUCUUGCCCUCAGAACGUCUAAUGCCGAUUUACCUAUGACUAUGAGCGAGUGGGUAGAUAUGUGGGGUGCCUCUGAGAACAUAUCUGUACAAGCUGUACGAGAUGUUGUAACAGAUCUAUUAGCAUUAUAUGAAGCAACAUCGUCUUCCUCGCUCUUUCAGCGGUCCACAUAAUAUUCCUUUUAGAAAAUAACAAAUGUAGUAUUAAGAGGAGGUAGAGAAGAGAAUCGAUUGACUUUGGGUCAACCAUGCAAGCUAUACUAUUAUUGGCCGCCAGCGAGCAUUUUCUCCAGUCUUCAUAUAAAAAUGAUCUCAAGAGGACAAAGAUGAGUGAAUGAAGAAUAUAAAAUAAGUAGAUUAGAAAAGAUACAAAGCAAGCAAAAAAUCAAAACAGUAGGAAUAAAAUCGUAAAACGGCCUUGUCUCUAUCUUUCUCUUUAUAGGAUACCCAUAGUCUCCAAUUUAUGGCGUUCUGAGCAAGUAGAAAUGAGUAUUUGUAAUCAAACCUAUAGUGAAAAUAAACUUACGAGUCUGUCGAGCAUCGGCAUCUUCCAUUUC
Molecule: messenger RNA, 1331 nt
Organism: Phycomyces blakesleeanus NRRL 1555(-)
Lineage: Eukaryota; Fungi; Mucoromycota; Mucoromycetes; Mucorales; Phycomycetaceae
Exons: 9
Coding region: 1-948 (315 amino acids)
Biological process (GO): regulation of transcription by RNA polymerase II; positive regulation of DNA-templated transcription, elongation
Cellular component (GO): nucleus; cyclin/CDK positive transcription elongation factor complex
Molecular function (GO): cyclin-dependent protein serine/threonine kinase activator activity
Source: RefSeq, a predicted model, not a curated record